Paramacrobiotus metropolitanus is the source of this 1234-nucleotide messenger RNA. RefSeq lists its product as uncharacterized. Lineage: Eukaryota; Metazoa; Tardigrada; Eutardigrada; Parachela; Macrobiotidae. The record is from RefSeq and is a predicted model, not a curated record. The transcript is spliced from 3 exons. The coding region runs from base 157 to 927 and encodes 256 amino acids.
CUUUUCUGUUUUUCACCUGGAUGCAUACGGAUAACAAAUACUGUACUUACUGAAAUCUGUGUCUGCAAUCGCGAAAGCAUAAGCGCUUUCUUUUGAUGGCAGCCGUGGAGGGAAUACUGACCUACUGUAUUUUAAAUCGAGCUGCAAACUGCUAUCAUGCGCUUUUCCGCCUAUACACUGAUGCUAAUUGUGCUAGCAACAGCACUGCAUUUCGCUGCUGAUGUGAACGCCAAACGCGCAAGUACCGACGGCGUCGUAUGCCAGCACGGAUCCCAGCGAUGCGGCCACAGGGACUGCUACCGUCCACAGGAUGGUGAAGCCUGUGAAAAUGGCAGGAUUCUGCCGCCACCCAAAUGCGGAUUCAGUGAGGAACGCUGUGGCAGUAAAUGCUACCAUAAGUUUCGUGAAACGUGCACCAACGGUACAGUAUGCGGAAUGGGCGAAGCGGCAUGUGAAACGCGGUGUUAUCAUCGCCUUCGUGAGACCUGUACCAAUGGUACGGUUUGUGCUAUGGGCGAAGCCGCUUGCGGGACACAAUGUUACAACGUCAUUCGCGAAACCUGCACUAAUGGGAGAAUAUGUGAGAUGGGCGGAUCGUGUGAGAAUUAUAGGGCUCGGCAAUCUCUGGCCCCUGUGAAGUGUGGAUUCAGUGAGGAACCUUGUGGCAGUAGAUGCUACCAUAAGUUUCGUGAAACCUGUACCAACGGAACAGUGUGUGGAAUGGGCGAAGCGGCCUGUGGAGAUCGUUGCUAUCAUAGAAUUCGCGAGACCUGCACUAACGGGGUCGUGUGUGGAAUGGGCGAGGCUGCCUGUGGAACGAAUUGUUACAACGUAAUUCGUGAAACAUGCACCAACAGUAUCGUGUGUGGGAUGGGCGAGGCUGCUUGCGGAACCCGGUGUUACAACAUUAUGCGGGAGAGCUGCUAGCCUAUUCCCAUUGGAUCGACCACGAAAGUCGGCAGAAACCUUGUAAAAAAUCGGGGCGUUGCUAAUGGUCCUCGAUUUGGUCAGAAGUGCAAGUGAGCAGAGGCGGUUCUGUUCGCGAUGUGCUCGGUUAUUAGCGGUACAUAAUCAUACAGACGACCUGAGUUUUUGCAAGUAUCAACUUUUAAUUAGCGUGCAGAUUAGUUUUAGAGUUUUGAUUUGCUGUUCGAUGUCAGAUCACUGCAAGACGCAAGUCAUCUACGUAGUUUUGUUUUCUCUACUGCGGCAAUAUUAAAGUACGUAUAACUGC